Pipistrellus nathusii (Nathusius's pipistrelle) is the source of this 852-nucleotide messenger RNA. NCBI's taxonomy places the organism in Eukaryota, Metazoa, Chordata, Mammalia, Chiroptera, Vespertilionidae. The record is from the annotation of a GenBank genome assembly.
AUGUGUAACACACCAACUUACUGUGACCUCGGAAAGGCUGCCAAGGAUGUCUUCAACAAAGGAUAUGGGUUUGGCAUGGUCAAAAUAGAUCUGAGAACCAAGUCAUGUAGUGGAGUGGAAUUUUCUACUUCUGGUCAUGCUUAUACUGACACAGGGAAAGCAUCAGGCAAUCUAGAGACAAAAUAUAAAAUCUGUAACUAUGGACUUACAUUCACCCAAAAAUGGAACACAGAUAAUACUCUUGGAACAGAAAUCACUUGGGAGAAUAAGUUGGCUGAAGGGUUGAAACUGACUCUUGAUACCACAUUUGUCCCGAACACAGGAAAGAAGAGUGGGAAAUUGAAGGCCUCCUAUAAACGGGAUUGCUUCAGUCUUGGCAGUAAUGUGGAUAUAGAUUUUUCUGGCCCAACCAUCUAUGGCUGGGCAGUAUUAGGCUUUGAAGGUUGGCUUGCUGGCUAUCAGAUGAGUUUUGACACAGCCAAAUCCAAACUGUCACAGAAUAAUUUUGCCCUGGGUUACAAGGCUGCAGACUUCCAGCUGCACACUCAUGUGAAUGAUGGCACUGAAUUUGGAGGGUCUAUCUACCAGAAGGUUAAUGAGAAGGUUGAAACGUCAAUAAACCUUGCUUGGACAGCUGGCAGUAACAACACCCGUUUUGGCAUCGCUGCUAAAUACAAGUUGGAUUGUAGAACUUCUCUAGCUGCUAAAGUAAAUAACGCCAGCCUGAUUGGACUGGGUUAUACUCAGACUCUUCGGCCAGGUGUCAAACUGACCCUAUCAGCUUUAAUCGACGGAAAGAACUUCAAUGCAGGAGGUCACAAGGUUGGGUUGGGAUUUGAACUAGAAGCUUAA